Messenger RNA from Photinus pyralis (common eastern firefly), 992 nucleotides. RefSeq lists its product as uncharacterized. Bases 252 to 590 code for a protein of 112 amino acids. The transcript is spliced from 2 exons. Lineage: Eukaryota; Metazoa; Arthropoda; Insecta; Coleoptera; Lampyridae. The record is from RefSeq and is a predicted model, not a curated record.
AGCCAAAGUGGUACAAGUCCCAAAAUUGCAGUUUUGAGAUAACACCGACCUCUAUAUGUUAUUGGGGAAAAGUACCAUGUGACAAAAUUUAAAAAUUCUCACUUUUAAAUUAGACCUGUAGAUUGCGCUAGUGAGAUCUGCAUAAUAACGUUUUAUUCAAAUCGUUCAAAGGCAAAGUGGUACAAAUGUGACUUAUACCACUUUGCCAUUAAAUGGAAUUGCAGAUAUAUUAUUAGUGCAUUUUUCUUGUAAUGGUGAAAUGUGUUUUGUCGACAUUAAAAAUGAGUUGUAGUGAUACUGAAAGUGAGCCACUUCCUUCUAGUGAAAGUGAGUACGAACCAGAGGAUUACUCAUCAUCAGAGCCAUCAGAUUCAGAAACGCUCAAUGAAGACUAUCCUUUCAAUGCUAUUAGUUUACUGCCAAACCGAAGAGGUGCUCCUAAAAUGUUCAAGGCCAUCGAGCUUUCGUCUCUGUAUCAGGGCCCACUUGAAAUUAAUGAUAAAAAGAAGAAAAAUAUGGAAGAACUUUUUCAAUUUAUUCCUCCGAUUCAUCAAAAUUACCUACUUCAAGGAUGUAAUUGGAAAUUGUGACGUUGAAGAUCCUUGAAGAAUUGGAAGAAGAAGAUGAUGACAGUUAGUUUCCCCAUUGUUUUGGAAUAUACUCGUGUUUUUAUUUUUCAUAUAAAUUAUGUUUUAUUUCCUCUUUUGGUAAUAAAUUUUUAAAAACGUUUUCAAUUUUAUUGUGUCUCAUUGCAACGUUUUUUAAAGGUAUAAUAACUUUUUGUUCUUAUUAUUAGAGAGCAAAAAAUCUAUUAUUGUGGUAUACCCAAACAUAUAUUAAAAAGUAUUGAAAGUCAUAGUGGUCUAAGUCACAAAAAAGGUCAAAAAGGUAACAAAAUUUUAAAAAUCAGGAUUCAGGAUUUUUUAAUUGACGUGCAACUUUAGGUUAAUUUAUCUAAAAACAAAGUUUUUGGACUUAGACCAUGCUGGCUC